AUGCCUGGGAUGGAGAAUGUCACCAAUCUCGGUCUACGAGUGGAGAAAUUCAAGAAGAAUUUCCUCAAGCACUUCCAAGCCAAUUUCCCAACCUUGUAUGCAAUUUGCCUCGAUCCGAUAGGCACUCAUAAGAAGUCGCGUGCGUUCAUCGGUUUUUUGCUUGGACUGUUUUUCGGCAUUCUUCUAUACGAAUGCAUUAUUAUCGAUCUACAAUUCGACCCGUAUACGAGCGUGUGUCUCGGUGGUAUCGUAAUUACAAUGCUCUCGAUUGGAUGUGCUAUGUCGAUUCAGGUGAGAUGCAUUUGCAUUCUAACGAUACCAACGUUCUUUGGCCGAGCAGGUCGAAGUAUGCUGAGAGCACUGAUCCUUGGAUACAUAAUUGCCGGGCCAUUGUUCAAUUUAGUAUAUAAUGCCAAAGAAGUAGUGAGAACGUUCGGUUGUACCACUCAGCUGACAUACAAUCUGACCAAGACACGAUUCGACUUAAUGUUCAAACCAUUCCAACAGGCAAUUCUUGCCAUGAAAGCGGAUGCAAGCGAGAUAAAAGAGACCCUGUCUUCGGUGAGGGAUCUGAUGAGCCCGAUCGUCGAAGAAGUGGAGGGGGAGAAUGAAAUGUUACGAUUGAAAGAGGAAAACGAUUACCUGGACGAAUUGCAAGGUGACACGAAGAGGAGCAAGGAAAUCGAAGAGAAGCACGAGAUGAAAGCUGAAGAAGCCAAAUCGGACGCGGACGCGUACGAAGCGAAAUAUAGGAAGAAGAUCGAAGCUCGAUGCGAGGAGCAACUUAGUCGCGGUGCUGGAAGAUGCAGGGACAUGUUCGGCAAUGCUUACGACAAGUGUUACGAAGCAGUGACGAUAUUCGUUGCUUGGCUCCUGUGUUGGCCGAUGAAGCUGACUUUCGUUUGUAAUCUGGUUCAAGCACUGGGUGGUUCUAGCAUCUGUGAUCCUGAAGGGAAGGUCGAUAGUGGCAUCGGCGAAGGAUACGUCGCACUGAAAAGUGCGCGGGACGAAUUCAGCAGGAGCAUGAAGGACGCGAAGCUGCAGUACAAACUGAAGAAGCCCACGGUGAUUUUGGAUCUGCAGGACUCGGAGUACGCAGCAAAGGCAGUGAUACACGAAUUCGCUGUACGAAGGAGGCUUUUCGAGUCGGUGAUGACCAUCGUGAAAAGAUGCCUGUCCUUUGUGUUUCUGAAAAUUAUCCUCAACGCUCAGACCUACCACGACAAAUAUUUAACUGACAUCGAGUACGAUAAUAUGUACGUGACGCCAUAUUUUCGGAAAAUAGACGCGAGAAGGAAAGCACGCGGCAGCACGACCCUGCUACCGUUGAAGAAAACAGAACAGAUGAAGUUCGUCGAUCCGUAUGCCGUGAAACCGAGCAAAGCGGAAAGAUUUCAUUUGACUGGGCAGACAGUUAAGUUGCUCCUCGAACUCAUCACUGCCACAGUGUUCGUCAUUUUGGAUUGGUUGUUCUACGAAGCGUUGGAUUUAAUUAGGAGGCACGCUUACAUGGAGUACACUCAGGCAGGCCUGCACGACCUAACUCUCGAGAUCCGCGGCACGGGAGUGAUCGCUUCACUGAUCAGAAGCGCGAUCCGCGGUUUCAACGUGAAGAAACGGAUCAAAACUGUGGUUUCGAACAGCGCGUGUCUGCCGCGGCCCGCGAAACUGCCCACUUACGUAAUCGUCAAGAUUUACGGUACCUUCUUGACCAUUUUCCUCCUCAUCUUCCUGUCGGUGUACACCGAGCGACUACGCCGUGGCAUCUGCUCGUUCUUUUAUCGAAGAAGGGAGAAGAGACGGGUGUUGUACCUGUACAACGAGAGCCUACGACGUAGGCUGUCGUACGCCAAGUUCAUCAAGGCCAAGGUGAAGAACAUGGUGAGGACGCGUCAUCUGGAGAACGAGGUGAAUUUCUGGCUGGCUGUGAGGCUCAAGUGGCCAGAUCGUUUCGGCUGGCUGAGGUUCUUCGCCUGCGCCAGAGAUAGGUGUUUGAUUUGCGGCGACACGGAGCCUAGAAAAGGGCCAAAGUAUCGUGCUUGCACCACGCCUGCCUGCCAUUUCUUGCACUGUGCCGAAUGUUGGCGAGACGUGGGCAGGGUUUGCUACGCCUGCACGGAAUUCUCGGACACCGAGACGGAGGAAUACGACACCCAACGCAGUGAUUUUUAAUUCGGUUUAGCUCGGCGAAAUGUCUCGCUGAAGUAUCGUGAAUUUCUAUCGACAAUUCCGAUCACGAAAGAAUUUGGAAACGGUAUAAAUCAUUCGAAAUAGAAUGGUACGGAUGCUUCCGUAACCUGUAAUUAAAAAACCUGUAAUUAAAGUUGUGCAAUCGUAGUAAUUAUUAUUCGGCGGCAAUUGCAAGACACUUAUGUGAAAAUAGUAAUUAAUAGGUUUAAGUGUUGUAUGGAUAUCUUAAUCGCGGCGUUCUUCAAU
This is a messenger RNA of Heterotrigona itama, 2436 nucleotides long. NCBI's taxonomy places the organism in Eukaryota, Metazoa, Arthropoda, Insecta, Hymenoptera, Apidae. The record is from the annotation of a GenBank genome assembly.